GUGUUAGUUAGCUGGCACGAUGCACUUCCCCAGGGUUGUGUUUCCUUUUUCCUGAGAUUUGGCUAAGGGUAAAGGGUCGGAGUCACAUGGAUUGAAAGCAUUUGAUUGAUGUCCAAGUCACCACUGUGGCUGGAGCCGCCUCCCCUCGGGUUGGGGCCGCGUGAGGCCGGAGCAGCGGGCCGGGCUGGGCUCCUGCUCUCCCGGGACUGUCCUGCUCUGAGUCCCGCGUGUCCCGCGCGCGCGCUGCAGCCAGAGCACGUCUUCUGCCCACACCCCGGCCUCGGGCCAGCAUGUGAAGCUGCGCGCUCAGGCUGGGACUCCACGGAGGAGGCAAGUUUGCGGGCGGCAGCAGGCACAGGGCAGCGCACUUGCCCCCAGCCCCUCGCCCCGCCGGCCACCAUGAGCGACGAAAGCUCCAGGGAAGCGGACAAGCAGCUUCGCCUGCGCGUGUGCGUGCUCAGCGAGCUGCAGAAGACCGAACGCGACUACGUGGGCACGCUGGAGUUCCUGGUGUCGGCCUUCUUGCAUCGAAUGAACCAGUGUGCUGCAGCAAAGGUUGAUAAAAAUGUGACAGAGGAAACAGUGAAGAUGUUAUUCUCCAAUAUCGAGGAGAUCCUCGCCGUACAUAAGGAGUUCUUGAAAGUCGUAGAAGAAUGCUUACAUCCUGAGCCCAAUGCACAACAGGAAGUGGGAACCUGCUUCCUUCACUUUAAGGACAAGUUUCGUAUCUAUGAUGAAUAUUGUAGCAACCAUGAAAAGGCACAAAAAUUGCUUCUUGAACUGAACAAAAUAAGGACAAUCCGGACGUUUCUUUUGAACUGCAUGCUGCUUGGAGGUCGGAAGAAUACAGAUGUCCCCCUGGAAGGGUACUUAGUGACACCAAUUCAGAGGAUAUGCAAGUACCCUCUUCUUCUGAAGGAAUUACUGAAGCGGACUCCACGGAAACACAGUGACUACACAGCAGUGAUGGAAGCCCUCCAAGCCAUGAAAGCUGUUUGUUCCAACAUUAAUGAGGCCAAGAGACAGAUGGAGAAACUGGAAGUUUUAGAAGAGUGGCAGGCACACAUUGAAGGCUGGGAGGGGUCUAACAUUACGGACACCUGUACCGAGAUGCUGAUGUGUGGAGUCCUAAUGAAAAUUUCUUCUGGAAAUAUUCAAGAACGGGUGUUUUUUCUUUUUGAUAAUCUUUUGGUAUACUGCAAAAGAAAACACAGACGGCUGAAGAAUAGUAAGGCAUCCACAGAUGGGCAUCGGUAUGUCUUUCGAGGGCGGAUCAAUACUGAGGUGAUGGAAGUGGAAAAUGUGGAUGAUGGCACAGCUGAUUUUCACAGCAGUGGGCACAUUGUUGUGAAUGGGUGGAAGAUACACAACACAGCAAAAAAUAAAUGGUUCGUAUGCAUGGCUAAAAGCCCUGAAGAGAAGCAUGAAUGGUUUGAAGCUAUUUUGAAAGAAAGAGAACGUCGGAAAGGUUUAAAAUUAGGAAUGGAACAAGACACAUGGGUAAUGAUCUCUGAGCAGGGUGAGAAAUUGUAUAAAAUGAUGUGCAAACAUGGAAAUCUGAUCAAAGACAGAAAAAGAAAACUUACCACAUUCCCAAAGUGCUUCCUGGGAAGUGAAUUUGUCUCAUGGCUGUUGGAAAUUGGAGAGAUUCGCAGGCCUGAGGAAGGUGUCCACCUAGGACAAGCACUGUUAGAUAACGGCGUCAUCCACCACGUUACUGAUAAGCACCAGUUCAAGCCAGAGCAAAUGCUAUACCGAUUCCGAUAUGACGAUGGUACAUUUUACCCCAGGAGUGAGAUGCAGGACGUGAUUUCUAAGGGUGUAAGACUCUACUGUCGUCUUCAUAGUCUGUUUACUCCAGUGGUCAGAGAUAAAGAUUACCAUUUGAGAACUUACAAAUCUGUCGUCAUGGCCAACAAAUUGAUAGACUGGUUAAUUGCACAGGGUGAUUGCCGUACCAGGGAAGAGGCAAUGAUAUUUGCAGUUGCGCUCUGUGACAAUGGAUUUAUGCAUCAUGUCCUAGAAAAAAGUGAGUUCAAAGAUGAGCCUCUACUUUUCCGCUUUUUUGCCGAUGAGGAAAUGGAAGGAUCAAAUAUGAAGCAUAGGCUUAUGAAACACGACUUGAAGGUUGUGGAGAAUGUCAUAGCUAAGUCACUGUUGAUUAAAUCCAAUGACGGCAGCUAUGGCUUUGGGCUAGAAGACAAAAACAAAGUUCCAAUAAUAAAGUUAGUGGAAAAGGGGUCGAAUGCCGAGAUGGCUGGCAUGGAAGUUGGGAAGAAGAUAUUUGCUAUUAAUGGUGAUCUUGUAUUUCUGAGACCUUUUCCUGAAGUCGAUUGCUUCCUGAAAUCAUGCUUAAACAGCAGAAAACCACUGAGAGUCCUCGUGAGCACAAAGCCAAGGGAGACUGUUAAGAUCCCGGAUUCGGCAGAUGGGCUUGGUUUCCAGAUCAGAGGCUUUGGACCUUCGGUCGUGCAUGCUGUGGGAAGAGGCACUGUGGCUGCAGCAGCUGGCCUUCAUCCAGGACAGUGUAUUAUCAAAGUAAAUGGAAUCAACGUCAGCAAGGAGACACAUGCCAGUGUCAUUGCACAUGUCACAGCCUGCCGGAAAUACAAGCGGCCGAUGAAGCAAGACUCCAUACAGUGGGUCUAUGAUAGUCUUGAAAGUGCUCAUGAAGACAUUCAGAAAUCCCACUCAAAGCCCCCUGGUGAUGAAUCUGGCGAUGCUUUUGACUGCAAAGUAGAAGAUGUCAUCGAUAAGUUCAACACCAUGGCCAUUAUAGACGGCAAGAAGGAGCAUGUGAGUCUGACCGUGGACAAUGUCCACCUCGAGUAUGGGGUUGUAUAUGAGUAUGAUAGCACAGCAGGCACAAAGUGCAAUGUGGUGGAGAAGAUGGUGGAGCCAAAAGGGUUCUUCAGCCUAACUGCCAAGAUUCUUGAAGCCCUAGCAAAAAGUGAUGAACAUUUUGUGCAAAACUGCACUGGCCUUAGUUCUUUGAAUGAAGUGAUCGCCACUGAGCUUCAGAGUAAAUUCUCCAGCAUGUGCAGUGAGAGAAUCGAACAUGUGUGCCACAGAAUAUCCAGCUACGGGAGGUUCUCUCGAGUGCUGAGGAACAGAGCCUGGCCCACCUUUAAGCAGGCCAAACCUAAGAUCUCCCCGCUGCACAGCAGUGACUUCUGCCCAACCAACUGCCAUGUCAACGUGAUGGAAGUUUCUUAUCCAAAAACAUCAGCUUCCCUGGGUAGUGCCUUUGGUGUGCAGCUAGAUAGUAGGAAACAUAACUCCCAUGAUAAAGAAAAUAAAUCUGCGGAGCCAGGGAAGCUGAGCUCCAUGGUGUACAUUCAGCAUACAAUCACAACCAUGGCGGCCCCUUCGGGCCUGUCGCUGGGACACAAGGAUGGCCAUGGCCUCCGGUAUUUGCUGAAAGAAGGAGACUUAGAAACUCAAGAUAUUUAUCACAAACUCCUGGGCAAGCUCCAGACUGCACUGAAGGAGGUGGAGAUGUGCGUUUGUCAAAUUGAUGACCUUCUGUCUUCAAUAACAUAUUCUCCUAAAUUGGAGCGGAAGACAACAGAGUGUGUGGUGCCGGUGGACAGUGGCACCGAGAAGGGAGAGAGCAAUAGCAAACGUGUCUGCUUUAAUGUAGCAGGGGAUGAGCAAGAGGACUCGGGCCAUGACACAGUCAGCAACAGGGACUCUUACAGUGACUGCAACAGCAACAGGAAUUCCAUUGCCUCCUUCACGAGUAUCUGCAGCAGCCAGUGUAGUUCCUACUUCCACAGUGAUGAGAUGGACUCGGGUGAUGAGCUUCCUAUCAGCAUCCGGAUAUCUCAUGAUAAACAGGACAAGAUACACACUUGCCUGGAGCAGCUCGUCAGCCAGAUCGAUUCAAUAAUCAACCUCUUGAAAGGACAAGCUGUGAUAAGGGCCUUUGAGCAAACCAAGUAUCUCACACCAGGUCGAGGAUUGCAAGAAUUCCAACAGGAAAUGGAAGCAAAGCUGAACUGCCCCAGGAGGUUGCGGCUCCACCUCAAGCAGGAUCCUUGGAAUCUUCCCAUCAGUGUCCAGGCUCUUGCACAGAGCAUCAGAAAAUAUGUUGAAGAAGUGAAGUGCCGCAUACUGCUGGCUCUCCUUGAAUAUUCAGAUAGUGAAACCCAGCUCCGGAGAGACAUGGUUUUCUGUCAAAGUCUUGUGGCUACUGUCUGUGCCUUCUCUGAGCAGCUCAUGGCUGCCUUGAACCAGAUGUUUGACAACAGCAAGGAAAAUGAAAUGGAGACUUGGGAAGCCAGCAGGAGGUGGCUGGACCAGAUUGCAAAUGCUGGUGUGCUUUUUCACUUUCAAUCACUUCUGUCUCCAAAUUUGAAAGAUGAGCAAGCCAUGCUUGAGGAUACAUUGGUUGCUCUGUUUGAUUUGGAAAAAGUUUCCUUCUUCUUCAAACCAUCAGAAGAGGAGCCACUGGUUGCAAAUGUCCCUCUUACAUACCAAGUGGAAGGAAGCCGGCAGGCUCUGAAAGUAUACUUCUACAUGGAUAGUUACCAUUUUGAUCAGCUGCCCCAGCGGUUGAAGAAUGGAGGAGGCUUUAAAAUUCAUCCUGUCCUCUUUACACAAGCAUUGGAGAGCAUGGAAGGAUAUUGCUAUAAAGACAACAUCUCCGUGGAAGAGUUCCAAGCACAAAUAAACACAGCCUCCCUGGAAAAGGUCAAACAAUACAAUCAGAAGCUCAGGGCAUUCUACUUGGACAAGUCAAAUUCCCCACCGAAUGCCACCUCUAAAGCUGCCUACACAGAUAAGCUCAUGCGGCCUCUCAACGCUUUAGAUGAACUUUACCGGCUGAUCACCUCAUUUAUCAGAUCCAAACGCAUCGCUGCCUGUGUGAACACACCUUGCAGCGCGUCUGGAGUUGGACUGCUGUCAGUUUCUUCGGAGCUGUGUGACAGGCUUGGUGCCUGUCACAUCAUCAUGUGUAGCAGUGGUGUGCACCGGUGCACCCUGAGUGUGACACUGGAGCAAGCCAUCACUCUAGCAAGAAGCCAUGGGCUCCCUCCUCGGUACAUUAUGCAGGCCACAGAUGUGAUGAGAAAGCAGGGUGCAAGAGUUCAGAACACAGCUAAGAACUUGGGGGUUAGAGACCGGACUCCUCAGUCGGCUCCGAGACUGUACAAGCUCUGUGAGCCACCACCGCCAGUAGGAGAAGAAUAAGCAUCCAUCCCAUGAGCAAGAGACAGAUGCUUCCAAACGCUGAUCAGGUCAACAUUCUUCACCGAAGACAAAGAAAUGCAUAUUUAAGAUGUAAAGUCUUCCCAUGGUGUAAAUAACAUGUUUGGUUUGAAUAUUUAUGUUGGAACUAGAAUUUCCUUCAGACAGUUCAGCCUCACACUAUAUAUUAAGAUUUCAGAUUCAUAUUUGGGCAAAAUCCACUGCUCGUAUUUGUAGGAAUAUAUACAGAGAUAAAAGAUGAACUAUUUUGGUUCCUUUCUCAUUCAUUAAUUAUAUUGUAUUUGGUUUCAGCUUCCCCAAUGGACAAAUAUAAUAAAUGAUAGUUUUUCUUGAAGUAGUCUGUCCUAAAAAUGAUGGCCACACUCUGGAAACUAUCAAUGUUAAGAAAUAUUAAGGACUCUGUAGAUGGAGAGUUACAGGUGUCCCAUCUACCCCUUGUGCCACCCGGAGUGCAUCUCUGGGAGGUAGGGACAUCCAUGACUUCCUUUCUUCUAAGGCUUUCUGGUAACAAAGCUAAGAGAUCCUAGCAAGACUUUUUCACGUAUGUGACGUAUACUCUCCAGCCAUGUAGACACUCCAGUGGGAAGGCGCUUUUCUUGAUCGCUACAAUGAGCCACGAACCCUGCAAGAUGUACGGCUGUGGGUAGGGAGUUCUCAGGCUGGGGAAAUGAGAGGAGUGAAUGAGGAUGGAAAAUAACAAGCAUAUUUGACAACUCCAUCCUUAACAGAGAAAGAUAAAUUCUUAAUUGUAUGAAGACUUCCUAUGAGAUGUCAGACCCUUAAAAUAACACACCGUCAUGAAUAUUUUUCUAUCAAGUUAUAUGUGUAAGAUGUGAAAAUAGAUUUAUUUGUUGUUGUACUUCAAAAGACCAUUAGACAAGAAUCUUGAUAAUUUAUAAAACCAAGGUAUAGACUGUAUUCAUUCUAAAGUAUAUGCAAUAUUUAUCACUUCUGUGUUGAUAUACUAACAUUGUUUUAGCACAUAAAUAUAUUACUAUUGGUUUUAAAUACAUAUCUUUAAAAUUAAUUAAAACAAAAUUGCUGUGAUUAUGAUUGAGUUGUGCUUUGCUUAAUAAUAGGAACAAAUUUGCCUUCAGGUGAUAUUACUGAACAAAUGUCAUGGGGUGUACUUAUGCAAAAUGAGAUGACUGUGGCCUCAUUAGACAGUAUGACCUAUGGAACCAUUUUUCUAUAGGCUGUCCAUCACUAACCCAAAGGCCACUAACAGCACAGAACUGUUUAUGGAUAUGAGCUAAACACAUGAAAUCCUUACUUUAAGCACAGUUUUGGCAUACCGUUAUUCAGUUUUACUUUACAAAUCUCAUUAGAACUUCAGACUAUCAUUAAAAGCUAUCAUUACUGCCAGUGACAUAUUGAAUUUAAAAAUGUGUUUCAAAAGUAUGGGAUAUAUACAUCCUAUGAGUUAAGGUGAAAAUUAUUCAGCACAGAGAACUUGAGAUUUUUUGAAAUGUAUAUGUGACUAAUCAUAGAAAAGGCAACAUCUGUUUCUAAAGAAAAGCUUUAGCAUUUUGAAUUUAAUGAAGAUAUGACCUACAUUUGCAUAUAUAUGACAAACAUCCAUAGUUUUCAGGAUCAAUAUUUUUGCUAUCAUCAGCAUACAACUGUGAAGCUCUGAUAGUUCAGGCCGCCCUCUCUGAAAGUCUUAAGAGUAAGGAGAGCUGAUUGACCAACAAGGCAGACCCUUCACACUGCUUUACUGUCCAUGCUUACCAGCCUCAGUAAGUCUCCAUAGAGGAACAGAGGGGCUACGAACACACUUACAUCUCCUGGGCAUAUUAUCUGCCUUUGCAGAAUUUAUAAAUUAGUGUACUUUAAGGAUCCAGUCUAUAUAACAGAAUGUAGUUAAUGUUAUCUUUUGAGCUAAACAUUAUUUGUGUACACAGCACUUACAAAUUUUACAAGUUUGCUAGCAUUUUAUAGUUACAGCCAUCACUGUCAUAUUGUUUUCAUAAUAAAAUCAUAGCUGAUGGGGUUUAGUGUAUACUAAAUGGCACCUUUGACUACCUAGCCCACAUUUUACUAUUCUGUCUUCACAUAGCCUUGUAGCAGUGAUGAAAGCUGACCUUGUCUUAUUACCUGCACUUCACAGUUCAGCUAAAGCAAAGACUAACUCAGUGACUUGCACCAAGUUCACCCGAUGAACAUGGCAUAGUCAGAAGUUAAUGCAAGAAGCCUGUUUUAUUAUUUCACUGUUUUUAUUUGUUAUAUGAGAACCAUUAUAAUAUUAACAAUUAUUUUCUGACUAAAGUUGGGGAUUUAUGACAUGUACUAUUUUUUAAUUAUAUAUACCAUGUUGCAAAAUCAAGUGGGAAUAUGCAGAAUGCCUUUAGUGUACGAGAACUAUAUUCUUGGCAUUUCCCAUCCAUAAUCAAAGAGGCUCCACUUGUAUUGCAGCCAGGAUAAAAUUUGACUACAAUUUUAAAAGUGUUAACACUUAAAUACUUAUGCUAGAUGAGUAAUCAUUUUUCAAUACCAUAAUGUAUACCUUCUUUUGACAUUGGAAUUUUAGCAGAUUUUGGGAGUUUAGAACACUCUUGCUUUAAUGUUGCACUAUCUUCUGCAACUGGGAAUUACUGAUAAGCUAAGGAAAAAUAUUACUUACUGUUCUUACAACUUCUAUAUGUUGACAUAGGUUCCUGUCUACCCACUGAGAGAUUUAAGAUCUUAUCAUGGGAACUGGAUCAUAUUUACUAUCUUACAGAUUUCCUCAUUGAUUUCUAACAUUAAAAAUUUUAAUUUUGUAAGAAUAUGAAAAAUUUAAGGGCUAAAAAUAUGAGAGAAAGAUAGACAGAGGAUAAUAAUUUCUGGUCCAGGUUUACUUGGCAGGCUAUGUAAUGCUGGGUUUCUAUUGUAUGCUCUCUCAUAAACCGGUAUCCUCAUCUGCAGGACCAUGCUACUUUCUUCCUCUUUAACAGAAGUUUUCUGGUGUCUUCAAUUCCCUGUAUAUUUGUUGGCCACUCUUCUUGCCACAAGAUGUUCAAUUAAAUAGGAAGUAGAACUGGGAAUGUAGCACAGUGUUGAGCACUUGCCUAGCACCGUGAAGCCAUGUCAAACCAUUCUGGCUCUCCUUUAAGCCAUUAAUGGCUCACACCUGUAAUCCCAGUACUGGGAGAGUCAGGAGGAUUGCCAGGAGGUCAAGGGCAGCUUGAACUACAUAGGAAUGUGAGGCCAGGUGUGAGACAUGGCCUACGAAAGGAAGAUACUACAGUGCACGUUACAUGGGGUUGGCACUAUUUCCUGCUCUAUUGAUUUUAACUUUGAAUAGCUCAAUUCAGAAUGAAAUGAAGUUGAUCCUAUGCUACCUUUAACGGUGAGGAAAGUCAAUGAGAAAGAAAUUCAAGAGGAGGUAUUAGCUAACUUAAGCAAACAAUGUCCUAUAAUGAACACAUAGAUUUUACAGGCAAGGGUUUUUUUUUUUUAAGCAAAUAUGUUUCUAUCAACUAUCAAGUAUUCUUACACAAGUCCAAGCAUCUGUAGUCCUGUACAAUAUGAGUUACCACAUCUACGCAGGGUUUUCCUUAGGCAUUUGGGUUUUUAUAAAAUCAUAAUAUUAAAAUAUCAAAUAACGACAUUGCUUUCUAAAUCAUUUGCCCUUUUAAAAGAAAUUGAAAGUAAUUCCAGAAAGCUACCCUAGUGGUAUUACAAUCAAACUACUAAAGCUUUGUAUCUGAAUGUACUGCUUCUAAAUUUUAGGAAUUUUCAGUUUUAAAGUCUAUUUUUAUGUGAGUGGUCCUGAACAACUGAAGUCUAAUGAUUCGUCCUUUUUGUUAGCAUACUUAAGUUUCAAUUAAGUAAGACACACUAUACUUUUGCAUGUUUGGAGUUUUGUGGGAGAGCCUAAGGAAAAUUUUACUCUGAAGAACAAGUGGGGGAAAUGCAAGAGGCUUCUUUACCACGAAUGGCUUCAGCAUAGAAUUUUACAAAAUGGCCACUAUUUUACUUGGUGCUGCGAUUUCAUGUUGGUCAUAGUGGUUAAUACUGGGUUCCAGAAUCAUUUGAUACUUUAAUGAUUUGCCAUUGUCACUGUUGUUAACAUUCCUGUUGCUGGGCCCUACCUGGCAUGUCUAUUAAAGUACAGUCAGUCUGUGCGACUCUCAGUGGUGACCUAGUGGGAAGUCUGCCUCACUCAGAACUGUUUAUUCUCUAACUGGGUUAGGUUUCUGAAGUCUGCUAAGUCUGAUAAUUAUAUACAGAUACGUGUGUGUGUGUGUGUGUGUGUGCGCGUGUGCGUGUGCGUGUGCGUGUGCGUGUGUGUGUGUGUGUGUGUGUUCUCAUUUAACAUAAACUACUUUUUAGAUUUAUGAACAUUAAUAGUAAACAUUAGAUUUUGGUGUCUUCGUUGUAUGAGAAUAUGAGACCUGUAUUUUAUGGACGGACUAUAUGACAUUUGCUGUCGACCCUGGUGGUGGUGCCUAUGCCAUAGGUGGACUUGUGUACUGUCCUUUGUUCACUGAUGUUCUUCUGCUAUUUGUGGGACCCAGCUUGGUCUCUGUUUGGUUUGGUUUUGUUUGUCAUCACUGUUUCAAAUCAUAUGAGAUAAUCAAGUUACAAAGAGGAAAGGUUUAUUUUGUUUCAAAGUGUUGAAAGUUCUAGUUCACAAUCAACUGAAGCCUGUCAUGAGGUAGCAACUCUUGACAGAGGAAGAUAGCAGGUACAGCUACUUUGCUCAUUAGUCAAACCACAAUGAUGAGUAAGAGAUUUUGACCCCACAGUCUUUCAAAACAGCCUUCAACAGACACAGGAACCACCCAUUGGCCUCCAUCUUCCAGAUGUUUCCCCACCUCGCAAUAGCACUACACUGGGGAUUGAGCCCUUAGUACAAGGACCUUUGGCAGACAUGCCAGGGUCCAAACUAAAUCACUAUACAGUCAAUCUCAAAUCUGCUUUUCUAGUUUACCAUUAAGAAUUAGCUUACAAUGGACAUAAUUGCUGAAUUUUUAAAUGGUGGUGACUAGAAAUACUGGUAAUAACAGAAAUAACAAAGAUUGGGUAAUAAAUUUUAGGUGUAGACAAUGAUAACUAUUAUCCAUUCAUAUAAUCAUUCAAUAAAUGUUUUGAAAUUUACUUAAUAAGGCCCAACCAUAAUUGAGUGUAUUGGAUAGAUUUAAUUAAAAAAAGAUCAUCAUAGUGUCUCUGUAUCUCUAUAUAUACAAAGGUCACUUGUAUCUUUUACUUAAAAAUUAUAUUAUUCACAAGGUAAAUAUAUUCUAAUACCAUGUAUUAUAUACUAUUUAGUCAAGAAUACUAAGUUGUUGAAAUAUUUAGAAAACAUACAUUUGAAUUUAAAUAUCUAAUGCCUCAAGCAAAUCUGCUAGUUUCAGAAGAAUAUAUAUUUUUGUAACUGCAAGAAUAUGAGUAGAUCAUACCUUUUGCUUAAAGUAUUUUUGUAAGCAUUUAUUUACAUAGUACUCAUUUUUAAUAGUAAAAUAUCAAACUGAUUCUGUAAAAGUACCUGUUUUGACUGUCUAUAUUUAAUAUUAUAUAAUAUUCAAAAUUCAAUGAUAAAUUUCACUUGCAUGUAUUUUUACCCUUUUUUCUUUGUAAAUUAGCCAUGUAACAUAGUUUCAAUCAUUCUGUAUUUUGUGUAUGGUUAAAUUUGUUAAAGUUCAUUAUGUAUUUUAUAUCAUUUGUUUUUCCCCCACAUAAAAGAUUGUAAUAGUAACGUUAUCUGACAAAUGUCAAUAAUAAUAAAAUAAAUGACUUAA
Apodemus sylvaticus (European woodmouse) is the source of this 10940-nucleotide messenger RNA. RefSeq names its product phosphatidylinositol-3,4,5-trisphosphate dependent Rac exchange factor 2 (gene Prex2). Gene Ontology annotation, molecular function: protein binding; guanyl-nucleotide exchange factor activity. Lineage: Eukaryota; Metazoa; Chordata; Mammalia; Rodentia; Muridae. The transcript has 40 exons. The coding region runs from base 109 to 5196 and encodes 1695 amino acids. Gene Ontology annotation, biological process: intracellular signal transduction. The record is from RefSeq and is a predicted model, not a curated record.